Messenger RNA from Chlorella variabilis, 3870 nucleotides. RefSeq lists its product as hypothetical. Gene Ontology annotation, cellular component: membrane. Gene Ontology annotation, molecular function: glycerophospholipase activity; protein binding. The record is from RefSeq and is a predicted model, not a curated record. The coding region runs from base 1 to 3870 and encodes 1289 amino acids. Lineage: Eukaryota; Viridiplantae; Chlorophyta; Trebouxiophyceae; Chlorellales; Chlorellaceae. The transcript has 19 exons. Gene Ontology annotation, biological process: fatty acid metabolic process.
AUGUUUGGGCUGCCAUCAUUCAGCAAGCGGCAGCCAGACGCCUGGAGACUCCAGCUGGCCUUCAGCCACCAGCAGGAGCUGGAGGUGAGCUGGACGGCGGUCGAUGGCGAGGCGACGGUUCUGGCGUCGGUGCACGACGCGCUCAACAGCCCCGACCUGGUGCACGAGCACGUCAAAGUGCAGCUAUCCACGGGGCGGCAGCAGCUGCUGGGCGUGGUUGCGGCGGCGGGGUUUGGGCAGGCGGCGGCGCGGCUGUCGCUCAGCGUGCAGGCCACGCGGUCGCGGCUGACGAGCGCCGAGCUGACACGCACGUCUGGCAGCGCCACAAUGAGCACCUCCAUUGCCCUGGCGCUGUGGAGCGCGCUGGAUGUGGGCACCGUCACACGCCUGCGUGUCGCUGAUGGCGGCGCGGUGGCGGCGCUGGCCGACACCCGCGUGCUGGCUCGCUUCAAGGCGCUGCGGGUUCUCAAUCUCAGCAACGCCGGCCUGGGCGCGCUGCCGCCGGCCGUGGGCCUGCUCACCGAGCUGCAGGAGCUGCGGGUGGUUGGCAACCAGCUGCGCAUCCUGCCCCCCGAGAUAGGGCAGCUCACCAAGCUGCGGGUGCUGGCUGCCGACUCCAACCAGCUCACCAUCCUGCCAGGCGAGCUGCGGCGGUGCGUGCUGCUGGAGGAGCUGACACUGCAGCACAACCGGCUGACCAGUGUGCUGCUCAGCUUUGCCUCGCUGCGUAACCUGAGUGUACUCCACCUGUACGACAACCCGCUCGAAUUCCUGCCGGAGAUCUCGCCCUGUGGGCACCUGCAUCACAUCACUGUGGCCAACCUGCGGGUGACUGCCGACCCCGCCUACACCAAGUUCAAGGUGGAGGUGCUGCCGCCGCCACCCGGUGGCGGCGGCUCUGGCAUCGCCAGCAUCAGCCUGUGGGACAGCAAGCAGUCAGACAAGCUGCGCCCCAUUUUCUCUCUCAUGCUGCGGCGCAGCAGCGGCCACCACCCGCUGCUGGCGGGCGCGCUGCGUUACCUGGCUGAGGAGGACCCCAAGAACCGGGAGCUGAUGGCGCGGCAGGAGAACGGCCUGCAGCAGCUGGUUCUGAUGGCACUGUCUGACAACCCGGUGGUUGUGGAGGAGACGUGCCGCACGCUGAGGCUGCUGGCAGAGCACAGCCCCGCGCUGGCAGACGCCGUGGUGGAGAACGAUGCGAAUGCCAUCAUGCGCCUGCUGCCCUCGGCCGACCGGCACCGCCAGCUCAGCACGCUGCGCCUGCUGGCCUCCAUCGCCUACUCAUCCUCUGCCGCCUCCGCCAAGCUGGCCACGGACAGCCUGCUGCGCAGCCUGGAAGAGCUUGUGGUUGGAGAGGGCGGGGAGGCGGGGGAGCAACAGGGCGGGGACGACAGCAGCUCGCGCGAGGCGGUCCGCACCGCAGCGCUCAAGGCGCUGGGCAACCUUGCCUUCUGUGCCGAGAACCAGCGCCAGCUGGAGCGCAACUCGGGGCUGAUGCGGCGGCUGUCCCAGCUGGCGCUGAGCAGGGAGGAGCCGCUGAAAGUGCAGGCGGCGGCGCUGCGCGUGCUGGCGAUACUCGGGGAGAAUGAGCUCGUGCGGGCGGCGGUGGGCAAGCCGCCCAUCCAAGGACGCGGCCUGCGCAUCUUGUCCCUAGACGGUGGCGGUAUGAAGGGCCUGGCCACGGUGCGCCUGCUGCGCGAGCUGGAGCGCCACACCGGCAAGCGCAUUUACGAGAUGUUUGACCUCAUCGUGGGCACUAGCACAGGUGGGCUGCUGGCGGUGGCGCUGGGCCUGCGCCAGCUUGACAUGGACGACUGCACCUACAUCUACAAGGUGCUGGGCCAGAAGGUCUUCUCCCGCAUCGUGGCAGCCAAGGACAGCAAGGAGGAGAGCUGGAUGGAGUCUUUCUAUCGCACCUUCCAGAACAAGACCUCACACGUGCGUGCCGUGGUGGUGGGCUACAAGCACGAUGCCAGCGUGUAUGAAUCCCUUUUGCGAGAGUACUGCGAUUUCAGCACCCAUGAACGCUGCGUUGGAGAUGCCAUGAUUGACACCGCGGGGCUGAAUGUGCCCAGCAUCGCCCUUGUCAGCACCCUGUCGUCCGUCUCCCCCGCCCCGCCGUUUGUCUUCCGCAACUACCAGCUUCCUCCCGGCUCCGACACGCUGGCACAGCAGAUCUCGGGCCACGCCGGCUCCUGCAAGCACGCGGUGUGGCAGGCAGUGCGCGCCUCGUCGGCGGCCUCCUUCUACUUGGAAGACUUUAGCUGUGGCGGCGACAAGUUCCAGGACGGCGCUGUGACAGCCAACAACCCGUGCGUCAUUGCCCUCCAGGAGGCGCGCCUGCUGUGGCCGGAGCACCGCGUCGAGGUGGUGGUGAGCCUGGGGGUGGGUCUGGCACCGCCGGCGCGGCGGGAGAAGGGGCUGACAUCGUUCAUGGAGACAGGCUCCAUCCUCAUCGAGUCAAGCACGAGCGUGACACGGGUGGAGGAGGCGGUGGCCACGCUGCUGCCUCUGGUGCCGGGCGUCAAGUACUUUAGGUUUUGCGCGCUUGACCCACGCUGCGCCAUGGAGCUGGACGAAAUCGACCCGGAGCGCUGGGCGGCGCUGGAGGCGGCCACCGACGACUACAUCGCCCUGCCCGCAGCACAGGCCAAGUUUGCGGCGGCGGCGGCGGCGCUCGGCACGCAGGGUGGGGAGGCUGGCGCUGAAAUGGCAGCGCCUUCCAGCGCUCGAGCCCCCGUAAAGCUGGGCCUGCGGCGCAAGCUUGUGGUCCUGCGAGCACCGCGGCUGGGCGCGCAGCAGGCCAGCGUGGACGACGCAGUUGCAGCCAGCCUGGGCAGGCUGCCAGACUGUGCGGCAGUUGUCAACCUCCAGCGACUGACGGUGCCGCCUAGCGGCCGCGAGUGUGACCAGGAGCAGCAGCUGCCCUCGGCAGCACCAACACCCCCUGCAGUAUCUUCAGCAGCUGGCACCACUCUGGCAGUAACGGCACCCAGCAGAGCAGGGGGGCCCCCGCCGGCAGCACAGCAGGCGCAAGUUGCUGCGCCAGAGAGCCCCGACGAUGGCAGUGUGGUACCUGAGGGCAGCGGCCUCUCUGCCUACCUGAGCAGCUGGUUUGGCAGCCCGGCCAAGCAGCCAAAGCAGCCGCCCCCGGCUCCCGACGCAGCAGGAGAUGCGGCAGUGGCCGCCCUGGCCGGGCGGCGGCUGGAGGAGCAGGUGGCGCCGCUGGUGCCCUCUGUGGGCGUGGUGCACCUGGGCAUGGAGGCGGUGGGCGGCGACGGUCCCGUGCUGCAGUGGAAGCAGCGCCUGCAAGUGGUGGCAGAGCCAAGCGAGGAGGCUUCUGCGCUGCUGCAGAGCCUGGGUCACGACCCACAGGAUGCACGGCUGACGGACAUCUUCUCCCAGCAGCCCACCUUGGAGCUGGCGGGCAGCCGCACCCUGAACGUGUUGAGCAGCCAGACGCACUGGACCGAGGGCGCUCCGCUGUCCAUGCUGCUGCUGUCUGCUGCCAGCCCACAGGUGGUGCUGCCUGAGGACAGCCUGGGUGCGCUGGCCUGGCUGCUGCGGGGCCAGCUGGUCGUGUGCACCGCGGCGCUGCCCCACGGCUUUGCAGCCGCCAUCGUGCGCGCGGGUGCCAAGGGUGUGGUGUGCCGCAUGGCCGCUGGCGCCGAGGCUGAUGCUGGCAAUGGCAGCGAAGAAGGCAGCGCGGCGCCCUUGGAGUGCAGCACAGAAGACUGCUGCGGCUACUUUGCUGCAUUUUAUGAGGCGCUGCUGGCGGGGCGCAGCGUGGCCACUGCGCUGCAAGCGGCGGAGGAGCAGCACCCGGCACUGCGCGGUGCAUACCAGUUGCACAACGACAGCAGUGUGUGA